AUGGAAGAUAUAAAAAUAAAUGAAAAUAAAAUCUUUGAGUAUAAUGAAAAGAAUAAAUUAAAAAUAUUUGAACAUAAUGAUAUCGUAUUUUUUAAGCAAAAAGAAAAAAAUAAAAUAGGAUUAGGGAGAAUAGUAAAUUUUUACACUGAGCUAAAAGUAAACGAUGUUCAUUUAACUCCAGAUCAUAAGUUGUCCCUAUCAAACUAUAUAAAAAUAUUAAAUAAUCUAAGCAAUAGAAAAUAUGUGCAAAAUUAUAUUAACUCGUUAAGCAACGAAAAUGCAUCUAACACCAUUGAACAAGAAGUAACUACAAAUGUAGAAGACAUUAAUGUUAAUGGUAAUAAUAAUAUUAGUAAUAAAAUUCACAAAAAAAAGGAAAAAGCUGUUCUAAAUUAUUUUAACAGAAAAGAGGAAAAAAAUAGCAAUAGCAAUAGCAGCAGCAAUAGCAAUAACAAUAGCAGCAGCAAUAGUAAUAGCAAUAGCAAUAGCAAUAGCAAUAGCAGUAGCAAUAGUAAUAGUAAUAUAAAUUUAAGGAAAAGAACAAAAAACAAUUCAGUGUUGAAAUAUGAAAGAAAAAUAAGACAAAAUGGUAGAGAUCUUUUAAAUGGAAUUAGUAGCAGUACCUACGACAUAAAUAAUAAUUAUGUAAUAUGCACAAAUGAUGAAAAAAAAAAAACAAGUAAAAUAUUUUAUAUUAUUCAUUCCUUUAAUACGUAUAAAUAUAUGUUACAUUAUAAAAAGGCAUUUAAACAUUAUAAAAUUUUAUUUCAUAAAAAAUGGGAGAGUAUUAAAAUAAGCUUUUGUAAAAAUAUACAGAAUCAAGUUAAUUUUGUAUUAGCUAUGAAAUUAUUUGAAAUAAAAAAAUUAUACCCGAAUAAUGUACAUUUACAAAAUAUUAUGAUUAACAAUUUAAUGAAAAUAUAUAAAAGCGAAAAAGAUCUACAUAUAGAUUAUCUCGUUUUAAAUUUUAUAAAAAAAUUAGAUGUAAGGAUUAUAUUACAAAAUAACGUUUUGAUAACUAAUGAUGAUUUUAAUGAUAUUAUUACAAAGAAUAAAAAAAAUAUAGAAGAAGAAAAAAAAGAGAAUAUAAGUUUUAAUAAUACUAAUUACAAUCAAGAAAUCACUAAUAGUACGCGUUAUGAAGAACAUUUGAAAGAAUUGCCAUCAAAUAAAACUGGAUUAACAUAUCAAGAACAUGGAAGAUAUUAUGAUUACAACGAUGAAGAAAAGGACAUAAGCUGUUAUGAACAUUUGAAAAGAGAGAAUGAUAAAUACAAAAAUGUUCCAAGAAAAAUAAAGUUAGUAGAAGGAGAAACACUUCAAUAUGAAUUGAGAGGAAGUAUACUAGCAAAAUUUAAAUCACCACGAGGGGUUAUAUAUAGAGGUUAUAUUAAGAACAUCUUUAAAAGUAAAAAUACUAUUCUACCUUAUUUUUUAAUUGUCCCUUCUUUUUUUUGGUUUAAUGAUUCUUACUAUUUCUCAUGCCUAAAUAUAGAUAUUGAUAUAUUUCAACUUUUCGAAAUUAUUAAAAUUAUAGAUAAAUCAAAAAGAGAACAAAUAGAUAAUAUACCUUUAACUAAAUAUAAAAAUUUGAUAAAGGCAAAUGAUUAUACGCAUCAUAAUAACCAGAAAGAUGAAAUGCUAUUUUUUUUACUAAAAGAUACAGAGAAAAGAAAAAUCAUACAUGAAAAGGAUAUUGGGAAAAUGAAGGAAUAUGUAACACAUAAUGAAAAAAGUGAAAAACAAGGAUGGAGCGAAUUACAUAAAAAUAAAGGAAACAAAUAUAAAAUGGAAGAUAUUACAAUUAGAAAGGAAGAUGAUAAAAAAGAUGAUGUAAUAUGCAACUUUAGAAAAAAGAGAAAAAAGGUACAACAACAAAUACAACGUAAUAAGAGAGCAAAAAGGGAAAAAUUGAUAAUGAGAACAGAAGACAUAGAAGAAGGAGGGAUCCAACAAAAAAGAAGAGGCAGAAAGAGGAUAGAAAGGAAAACGGAAAGUGAAAAAAAUGACAUGGAAGUGAAAAAAGAGGAAGAAGAAAUGGGAAAAGAAAAGAGGGAAGAGGAGAAGGAGGAGAAAAAGAAAGAGGAAGAAGAGAAGGAGGAGAAAAGGAAAGAGAAAGAAGAGAAGGAGGAGAAAAGGAAAGAGGAAGAAGAGCAAUUGGGGAAUGGAGAAGAAAAGCAAGUUGGGAAUGAGGAAGAAGAGCAAGUUGGGAAUGAGGAAGAAGAGCAAGUGGAGAAUGAGGAAGAACUGUUAGAGGAUAAGCAUCAGCAAAUGAAAGAUGAAAAUGAUCGAACGAAGGAAGAAGAACAGGAGAAGCAGAAAAAUAAUGAAGAGGGGAAAAAAGAGAAUGAACAGGAGGAACAAACGAAGAAGCAAAAUUAUGAAAUGGACAAAAAGGAGAACGAAAAAGAAUAUGAAACCACGAAACAAAAUAAUGAAGAGGAAAAAAAAGAGAACGAAGAGAUGAAACCUAAAGUACAUAACGAGUUAAACAAAAUAGAAGAAGCAAAUUUCUUUUUCAAAAAAAAGGAUAUAAUAGAAACCGGUUUAACCAAAAAAAUUGAAGUGUCCAAAAAAUCAAUUUUCAAUUUAAAUAAAGAAAAAACAAAUACAUACAUUUUAAAAAUUACAAAUUUCUUUAAAAUUUCUGAAAACAGAAAACUUAAAUCAAAUAACAAAGAUGAGAAAGAAGUUCUUUCCCAGAACAGUAAAAGUGAAAGUACCAAUGAAAAUAACCAAAAAGUAGGUGAAAUAAUAGAUACCCUAAGAGAUAAAAAAGAAGGAACAACAGAAAAUAAGGGAGAUAUAAAUAUUGAAAACCAAAAUAUAAAUAACAAAAAUGAAAGUGUACAAGAUAUAGAGGAGAAUAUAUAUAUUAGUGAGGAAAAUACAAAUGAUAAAGAAAUAAAUAUAAAUGACAAAAUGGAAGAUGCAAAUAUGAAAAAAGAAAAUAAGAAUGAUAAGGAGGAAAAUAUAACUAAUAAAAAAGGGGAGAUUAUUAUUAAAAAGGUAAAUAUAGAUGAAAAAGUAGUUCAUGUAACUGACAGAGUAGAUUAUAUAAAUAAUGAAAACGUGGAACAUAUGUGUUAUAGAAAAGAAGAAGAUGGUAGUAAAAAUGUCAAUAUUAAUGACAAGAAGGUACCAGAUACUCUUAAUGAAGUAAUUAUAUGUGAUAAAAAUGAAGAAGAAAGCAAUAAAAGUAAAAAUGGAAAUAUUAUAAAAGUAAAUAUUGACGAUAAUAGUGCAGAUAAUAAUAUCGAACUCAUAAAUAAUAAAAAGGACAACUCUUGCAGCGAAAAUGAAUUAGUGAAUGGAGGAAAUGUGGAUGAAAAUAAUGCACCAAAUAACCUUAAAAAAUAUUUUGAUGAUAAUGAAAAAGAACCCUUGAAUAACAAAAAUCAGCUUCAAAACAGCGAAAUGAUAAACCCCCAAAAAGCAUUUGAUAAGAACGAAAUCAUAAACCUUGAAAAUGUAAAUGAUAGCAAUACAAAGGGUAAAAAUGAAGAAGCUAAAUAUGUGAAACAGGAAGGCAUCGAAAGAGAAGAACAUUAUUCAUGUGCUAAUAUCGACAAUACUAAUAAUUGGGACAAGGAGGUUAAUAUAAAUGAAGCACCAACACUUAAUGGUAAGCAAACAAUUGAUAACAACAGUAGUAAUAAUAAUAAUAAUGAUAAUAAUGGUGGUAGUUACAUUAAUGGCAAUCGUAUUAACCCAUGUGGUAAUAAAGACUUAGAACAGAUUAAAAGGUUCAUAGAGGAUGAAAAAAUUAAAAAAAUAGAAAUGUUGUAUAGAUACUGUAAGGAAGAUUUAAACAUUUUAUUAUAUGUUUAUGUUAUGCAUAUUUAUGUUAAUAAAUUGUGCAAAAAUGUAAUUGUGAAAGUCCUUAAUCCUAAAUGUAAAUAUGUAAAGAAAAAAAAAUAUGAAGACAGAGAUUUUAUUUUAACCCCAUUAAUUGGAUAUUCUUAUUCCAAUUAUUAUUAUUUGAAAUUAAAUAAAAUAAAAUAUAAAUUAAAAGCAGAGAAAAAAAUUGAUAGGCGAUUUAAAUUAAUAAAAAAUUCCUUGAUCAUAAAAAGGGAACAGAAAAGAAAAAAGAAAAAAAGAGGUCGCAAGAAAAAAUUAAUACCAAACGAAACAGACAAAAAAAAAAAAAAAGGAAGGCGUAAGAACAUAAGUAAUAACUUAUCAAAUGAUAACCCCUUUAAAUUAAAAAAAUCAAGAGGGAAAAAAAUUUCAAGGUUUAAGCAUUCAUAUCAUAAAACGUGUGAAAAUAUGGAUCAAAUUGUAAAAUGUACAGAAAAAUAUAUUAAUUUAUAUCUAUGGGGUAUUUUUAAUUGGAAUUACAAAAAAACAUUACGUGUAUCCUUUAAUAAUAUUUCGAAUAAAAAAAUAAGUAACUUUGAUGUGUACAAUUUCUUUUUUUACAAUUAUGAAACUAUCUCUAACUUAAAUGAAAUUAAUAAGGACCUAAAAAUAUUAAUAAAUAUUUACCAGAAUGUCAGAAACAUUUUGUAUCAAAAUUCUUCAAUUUAUGGGAGUAUGUUUUUAUUGAAACAGUCCCAUAACUUGACAAGAACGCACUCAAAUGAAGAGCUAAUAAAUUUCUGGCUAAAAACACUAAAUGAGUUGUGUCAAAUUAGGGAAGGCUUUUGUAAAUUCUUUUAA
Messenger RNA from Plasmodium malariae, 4662 nucleotides. RefSeq names its product conserved Plasmodium protein, unknown function. The record is from RefSeq and is a predicted model, not a curated record. The transcript is spliced from 3 exons. The coding region runs from base 1 to 4662 and encodes 1553 amino acids. Lineage: Eukaryota; Apicomplexa; Aconoidasida; Haemosporida; Plasmodiidae.